AUGCUCUCCUUGCGCCGCUACUCGCUCUACGCUGGUAUAGCAAUCUGUGUUAUAAUCAUCUUCACGUACUACCGAGAACCAAUCAUCUCACGGACGCCUCUGAAGUCACAAAUACCACUGAAGACUGGCCCAACCCCGUUCAAAGGCUCUAAUCAGCUCUCAGACGCCAACUUCAGCUGGGAGCAGGUACCUGUGCGGUAUCCGGUGAAGAAGCUGACUCAGUUGCCUACGGCCAAACCGAAGAAGUUGCCAAAGGUUCAGUUUGACUUCGCAUCUCAUCCCGAGACCGACGAGGAAGCCGCUUGGCGAAAGGAGAGGCUAGCGGCAGUCCAGCAGACAUUCGAACGCUGUUGGAAAGCCUACCGGGAGCAUGCCUGGGGUCAUGAUGAGCUGGCACCUAUCUCAGGUGGAGCGAGGGAUGGUUUUGGUGGAUGGGCCGCAAAUGCGGUUGACAAUCUCGACAACCUCUGGAUCAUGGGGAUGAAGGAUGAGUUUGAAGAAGCCGUCAAGUUGGCCGAGACGAUUGACCUGAGGAAGUGCACGCUGCAGCAGGUCAAUGUGUUUGAGACGACGAUUCGACACUUGGGUGGCAUGCUGUCUGCAUACGAUCUCAGUGGGGACGAGAGACUUCUUACGAUAGCAAAAGAGUUUGGCGACAUGCUAAUCGUGGCAUUCGACACGCCAAACCGAAUGCCGAUCACGAGAUGGUUCUGGAGCAAGGCAUUGGACGAGCCGCAGGUGGCGGACCAUCAUGUUCUGGUGGCCGAGAUUGGCAGCUUGACGAUGGAGUUCACCAGGUUGUCAAUGCUGACUGGCGACCCAAAGUGGUACACCGCUGUCGAGCGGAUCUUGGGCCACUUGGAUGCACAGCAGGAGAAGACAUUGCUACCCGGCAUGUGGCCCGUCACUGUCAACGCACAAACUGCCGAUUUUGCCAGCGACUCGCUCUUCUCUUUGUCUGCUAUGGCUGAUUCUACCUAUGAGUAUUUGCCCAAGAUGCACGCUCUUCUCGGAGGCAUCGAUGCGAGGUAUGAGAAGCUCUACGAUUCAAGCAUGGCCACUGCAAUUGAGUACAAUCUCUGGCGGCCAAUGACGCCCGAUAAUGCCGAUAUACUCAUCUCGGGCAACAUUCGCAAGCAGAACAGGAACUUGGAUCCUAUCCUGGAUCCCCAGGGUCAACAUCUUGUCUGCUUUGCGGGCGGCAUGUUUGCGUUGGGUGGUAAAUUGUUCGACAAUCCCGCUCACGUCGAUAUUGGCAAGAAGAUCACAGACGGCUGCAUCUGGACUUACGAGGCGAUGCCGCUCGGCAUCAUGCCUGAAGUCUUCCGUAUGCUCCCUUGCGAUUCUCGCUUGGAGUGUGAAUGGAACGAGACAGCCUGGAAGGACGCAGUGAAAGAAGAAAGUCCAGACUCAAAUGCGGAUGCAGACUCGCUGAUCGCAUUGAAUCGGCUGCCCAGAGGAUUUGUGCAGCUCGCAGACCGGAGGUACAUACUUCGACCCGAGGCGAUUGAGAGCGUCUUCAUCCUAUACCGGAUCACGGGGGAGCGGUAUUUGUUGGAAGCGGCUUGGAAGAUGUUCUCGGCCAUCACUAGCGUGACAAAGACGGACUUGGCGAACGCUGCGUUGCGCGACAUCAGCUUCUCGAAAGAGGAUCUUGCAAAUGGCGAGGAGAUUAGGCUGGAUAGCAUGGAGUCCUUCUGGAUGGCGGAGACGUUGAAGUAUUUCUAUCUGAUCUUCAGCGAGCCGGAUGUCAUCAGUCUCGACGAGUUGGUGUUCAACACUGAGGCGCAUCCGAUGAAGAGGCGGCUGCCGAAGUGA
Messenger RNA from Saxophila tyrrhenica, 1818 nucleotides. RefSeq lists its product as uncharacterized. Lineage: Eukaryota; Fungi; Ascomycota; Dothideomycetes; Mycosphaerellales; Extremaceae. Gene Ontology annotation, biological process: mannose trimming involved in glycoprotein ERAD pathway; carbohydrate metabolic process. The transcript has a single exon. Gene Ontology annotation, molecular function: calcium ion binding; mannosyl-oligosaccharide 1,2-alpha-mannosidase activity. The record is from RefSeq and is a predicted model, not a curated record. Gene Ontology annotation, cellular component: endoplasmic reticulum; membrane. Bases 1 to 1818 code for a protein of 605 amino acids.